AUGCCAAUCACUCCACAACACAAGAUGCAGCUUACGACGCUUGUCUCAUUCCUUAUUAUAGCUUCUACAAGUACAGUAUCUGCAGCCACCACAGGGUUCAGACCCAAGUACUAUCGUCUCGAAGGAUUGAUUCCACGUGACGCACUGGCACUGGCAUUGGCAUAUUCGCCUGACAACAACCCGAGCCAGCGGUGCAUCAUCAGCAAUGCUAAUCCACCUUCAUCGAUUGCCAUAGGUUGGUCGAAGUACGAUCACGCAUCGGGAUGUCCACAUAAAUGUUGUAAAUUGAAUUACUACGGUAAUGCCUGCGUAGGUCAUAAAAGCAGCGACUCAACGGAGGCCUGCUGUACAAUUGAUCCAAAUAGUCCUCAGCUCCUCCACAACCCGAAGACUUCGAACGAAUAUAAAGACCCUCAGCCUGAGACUUCAACACCACCUUGCAAAAUGACGAAUACUUGCGUACCCAUCUCUACUGGUCCCAAGACGCCUGCAAGACCGCCUUGCGCAAGAACGAACUCUUGCAAACCGCCAACUUGA
This is a messenger RNA of Pseudocercospora fijiensis CIRAD86, 537 nucleotides long. RefSeq lists its product as uncharacterized. Lineage: Eukaryota; Fungi; Ascomycota; Dothideomycetes; Mycosphaerellales; Mycosphaerellaceae. The coding region runs from base 1 to 537 and encodes 178 amino acids. The record is from RefSeq and is a predicted model, not a curated record. The transcript is spliced from 4 exons.